Gryllus bimaculatus (two-spotted cricket) is the source of this 343-nucleotide messenger RNA. Lineage: Eukaryota; Metazoa; Arthropoda; Insecta; Orthoptera; Gryllidae. The record is from the annotation of a GenBank genome assembly.
AUGGCCACCACGCUGGACCUGCCGCCGCCGCCGCCCUCGUGCCUGUCGCACGAGGCGCUCUACUGGGACGCGGCCGGCGCCGGCCCCGGCCCCGCCCACGCCCACUCGCACGCCCACCUGCACCACCGCGCGCUGCGGCCCUGCAAGAGCGUGCCCGAGGGGCUGGCCAGGUUCGCGUGGAUGCCCCCGUACCCGGUGGCGCGCCCGGCCCGGAACGUGACGGUGGUGGAGCAGAUGACGACGUCGGUGUGAGCUCCGCCCCCGCCCCCGCUGGAACUGUUGCAGACGGUGCUCUUGUUGCUUACUUGUGCUUGUUAUUGCCUUGGCGGAGGAUGAAACUGCU